Oncorhynchus nerka (sockeye salmon) is the source of this 5940-nucleotide messenger RNA. RefSeq names its product NADPH oxidase, EF-hand calcium binding domain 5 (gene nox5). Lineage: Eukaryota; Metazoa; Chordata; Actinopteri; Salmoniformes; Salmonidae. Gene Ontology annotation, molecular function: calcium ion binding; superoxide-generating NAD(P)H oxidase activity. Gene Ontology annotation, biological process: superoxide anion generation; defense response. Gene Ontology annotation, cellular component: plasma membrane; NADPH oxidase complex. The transcript has 15 exons. The record is from RefSeq and is a predicted model, not a curated record.
AUUACAGCAGGCGUGGUGGUGAGUGUAGAAGGCUACCAUCCCAGCAGCACCAUGAGUCUGGAUGAGGAUGCACGCUGGCUGGAGUGGGUCACCAAGCAGUUUGAGAGCAUCGCGGGAGAAGACAAAGAAAUUGACCUGGAGGAGUUCAAAACGGCCCUCAAGGUCAAGGAGUCUUUCUUUGCGGAGCGGUUCUUUGCGCUGUUUGACUCUGACGGUAGCAAAACCAUCAGUCUGGAUGAGCUGCUGGAGGCUCUGGACCUGCUGAUCCAUGGCAGCGAGACGGACAAGCUCCGCUUCCUCUUCCAGGUCUAUGACGUCGAUGGCAGUGGCUCGAUUGACCCAGACGAGCUGCGCACGGUGCUCAAGUCGUGCCUGCGCGAGAGCGCCAUCUCCCUGCCAGAGGAGAAGCUGGACGACCUGACCCUGGCUCUGUUCGAGUCGGCUGACAAGGACAACAGUGGCUCCAUCACCUUCGAGGAGCUCAAGGCCGAGCUGGAGAACUUCCCCGAGGUUAUGGAGAACCUCACCAUCAGCGCUGCCAACUGGCUGAAGCCUCCCGGCCUGGAGCAGAAGAAGGGGCGGCAUACCCCGCGCUACCUGACGCCAGCGUACUGGCACAACAACAGCCGGAAGCUCCUCUUUCUGUGCGCCUACACUUGCCUCAACCUGCUGCUGUUCAUCACCGCCAUGCUGAAGAACGCAGAGGGGGGAUUCUGGUACAUGGUGGCCAAGGGCUGCGGCCAGUGCCUCAACUUUAACUGUACCUUUGUCAUGGUGCUAAUGCUGCGGCGCUGUUUGACCUGGCUGCGGGCCACUUGGGUGGUGAGGGUGCUGCCUCUCGACCAGAACAUCCUGCUGCAUCAGAUGGUGGGCUACGCCAUUGUCACCUUCUCCACCGUGCACACCACUGCCCACUUCAUGAACUUUGUACACCUAUCUCAGAACAGCAGCUACAGCCUGUGGGAGCACCUUUUCACUACACGGCCAGGGAUUGGCUGGGUGCAGGGCUCUGCAUCCCUUACCGGCAUGGUGCUACAGAUCAUGAUCUGUCUAAUGGUGGUCUGUUCCAGCACCUUUGUCCGCCGCAGCGGACAUUUUGAGGUGUUCUACUGGUCCCACCUGUCCUAUGUGUGGGUGUGGGCUUUGCUGGUGGUGCACUGUGCCAACUUCUGGAAGUGGUUUGUGGUGCCUGGUGUGAUCUUCCUGCUGGAGAAACUAGUGGGCGUUGCUGUUUCUCACAUGGGAGGCCUCUACAUCGUGGAGGUCAACCUGCUGCCAUCUAAGGUGACCCAUCUGGUAAUCAAGCGGCCCCAGUUUUUCCACUUCAAACCAGGGGACUAUGUUUACAUCAACAUUCCAGACAUCGCAAAGUACGAGUGGCAUCCUUUCACCAUCAGCAGUGCCCCAGAGCAGCCAGAUACUCUGUGGUUGCAUAUCCGCUCCAUGGGCCAGUGGACCAAUCGUCUGUAUGAGUACUUCAGGCAGCCAGACAGCCAGGUGGUCAGCACCAAGAGACUGAGCGCCAGCCUGAAGGACAGACGGCACCAGAGGAGGGCCCAGGUUCUCUACCUUCUUUUUCGCCCACUACUUAUAAUUCUCUCUGUUAGCAAUACAAUACAAUUCUACAUACACAAAGUCAAAACCAUACAAUUAAGUAGGACCCUGGAAUAUGGGAGUGGGCUAAAUCAUUAGAUUUUCUUGCAGGAGGAGCUGUUUAAAUGUGCGAACUGCAACGGGACGGUGGCCUCCAACGAGGACGAUGCCAUCGAGCUAACCCUGUAUCGACAAAACGGGUGUAGACCAGGGACAGGACCAUGCCCAGGACCAGGGCCACAGGGGCCCAACCCAGACCAGCAGAACCAAGCAGAGAGAGGAGAAGGCCCCCCGCUCAGAGAGACCACAGCCAAGCUUAGUGAAAACCACAGGUUCUGCAACGUCAAAUGCUUCGUGGAUGGGCCCUAUGGGACUCCGACGAGACAGAUCUUUGCCUCUGAACACGCGGUGUUAAUCGGUGCCGGUAUUGGGAUCACGCCUUUCGCCUCCAUCUUACAGAGCAUCAUGUACCACUAUCGCAUGAGGAAACAGAACUGUCCCAACUGCAGCUACUCGUGGUGUGAGAACAUCAAGGACAGUGAGAUGAAACUGAGGAAGGUUGACUUUAUCUGGAUCAACAGAGACCAGAAAUCAUUUGAGUGGUUUGUGAGCCUCCUGACCAAACUGGAGAUGGAUCAGGCUGACGAAGAGCCAGAGGGCCGCUUCUUGGAGAUGCACAUGUACAUGACCUCUGCCCUCAGCAAGAAUGACAUGAAGGCCAUCGGCCUGCAGAUGGCACUAGACCUCCUGGCCAAGAAGGAAAAGAGGGAUUCCAUCACUGGCCUUCGCACCCGCACACAGCCAGGGAGGCCAGAGUGGGGGAAGGUGUUCCAGAAAGUGGCAGAGGAGAAGAAAGGGAAGGUUCAUGUGUUCUACUGUGGAGCCCCUGCACUGGCUAAACUCAUCAAGGCCCAGUGUGAGCACUUUGGAUUCAACUUCUACAAGGAGAACUUUUGAGGACUGUCCAACAUUUUUCCUGACUGACAUCAGCACCCUCAACUAAAUCCACACACCUAUGUGCUGAUCUAUGUCAACAGUUUCUGUACCAUACAGGCUGGUUAUCCACAAGCACUAUCUCGUGCUGAAUCCGCACUAUGCCGUUACCAACCCAAGUAUGUGAAACCGACAAUCAGUAUGCUGCUAACGCCUUUGCUUCUUCCACUGUCCCUGUCCCCUUACUGGGCUCGAGCCAGUGGUCCUCUGAAUUCAAACACACCGCCCUCCUUGAAAACAUACCAACUAGUUGUGCUAUAAAAAAGGAUCCGAUAGGACCAUUGGCGUGCCUGCCCUUAAUGCUUGCCUUGGUCAAGAAGUAUAAUGUGGGCCUUUAUACUGUAUGUUCUAUCACAUUUAGUAUUCAAAUGGAUCUACCUUGCUUUAAACCAAAACAUAUUCCAAAGCACAAAUACUAAAUGGCAGAUAUUGUGACAGAGAAUGAAAUUAUAUGUUCACACCAUACACUUACAUAGUUAAGUUUAUGUACCUCUUAACUAUGUGUUGUUGCCAAUGGAUCUGAUGUUUUUUUUUUUAACUAGACAAGUCAGUUAAGAACAAAUUCUUAUUUACAAUGACAGCCUACCCCAAACAACACUGGGCCAAUUGCACGCCGCCCAAACCAUGGCCAGUUGUGAUACAGCCUGGAAUUGAACCAGGGUCUGUAGUGAGUUCUCUAGCACUGAGAUGCAGUGCCUUAGACCACUACGCCACUCGGGAGCAGUGCUUGUACUGGAUGUAUUGUAGUAGAUAUAUUUGAAGUUUCUGCUUAAAUCUUCAUGGAAGGUUGUUAAGAUACAAAAUACAGCAUAAUAUGCACCUUGGUGGAAGGGUUAAAUGGGCAAGCCUAAGUAAUGUAGUGAUUGUUCUGCAUCCUGGGUAAGACCAGAAGAUGUCCAUUAUUAUAGGAAAUUUAGAACAUAUCAAACUAACGUUACAAUUGUAUCAAACGUAUAGCUAUUCUAAGUUACGUAACUAAAGUGCCUUCAGAAAGUAUUCACACCCCUUGACCUUUUCCACGUUUUCUUUUAUUACAGCCUGAAUUUAAAAUAGAUACAAUAUAGAUUUUGUUUUUGUCACUGAAAUAUCUUCAACCCCUUUGUCAUGGCAAGCCUAAAUAUAUUCAGGAGUAAAAAUGUGCUUAACAAGUCACAUAAUAAGUUGCAUGGACUUUUGAAUGACUCAUCUCUGUACCCCACAAAUACAAUUAUCUGUAACGUCCCUCAGUCGAGCAGUGAAUUUCACACACAGAUUCAACCACAAAGACAAAGACAAGGGAGGUUUUCCAAUGCCUCGCAAAGAAGGGCACCUAUUGGUAGAUGGGUCAAAAUAUAAAAAGCAGACAUUGAGUAUGCCUUUGAGCAUGGUGAAGUUAUUAAUUACACUUUGGAUGGUGUAUCAAUACACCCAGUCACUACAAAGAUACAAGUGUCCCUCCUAACUCAGGGACUUCACCAUGAGGCUAAUGUUGACUUUAAAACAGUUAGAGUUUAAUGGCUGUGAUAGAACAAAACUGAAGAGGAUGGAUCAACAACAUUGUAGUUACUCCACAAUACUAACCUAAUUGACAGAGUAAAAAGAAGGAAGCCUGUACAACAAGGCACUAAAGUAACACUGUAAACAAUGUGGCAAAGUAAUUAACUUUUUGUCCUGAAAGUCUUAUGUUUAGGGCAAAUCCAAUACAACAGAUUACUGUGUAUCACUCUCCAUAUUUUCAAGCAUAGUGGUGGCUGCAUCAUGUUAUGGGUAUGCUUGCAAUCGUUAAGGACUGGGGACUUUUUCAGGAUAAAGAAAUAGAGGAAAGCCUGGUUCAUUCUGCUUUCUAAAAGAUACUGGGAGACAAAUUCACCUUUCAGCAGGACAAUAACUUAAAACACAAGGUCAAAUAUAGACUGGAGUUGCUUACCAUGACAACAUUGAAUGUUCCUUGAUUGGCCUAGUUACGGUGCAACCAACUUGACAGAGUUUGAAUAAUUUCUAAAAGAAUAUUGUGCAAAUAUUGUACAAUCCAGGUGUGCAAUGCUCUUGGAGGCUUACCCAUAAAAACUCACUGCUGUAAUCUCUGCCAAAGGUGAUUCUAACAUCAGGGUCAGCGUGUUGAAUAAUUAUCUAGUAAAAAUAUUUAGUGAUUUUUAAAAAAUUAUUUUGUAUUACUUUUUUACAAAUGUUAGUAUUUUUUCUUCCACUUUGACAUUGGAGUAUUUUGAAUAAAUUGUUGACCAAAAAUAAUAAUAAUUUCAAUUUUAAUUACACUUUGUAACACAACCAAAUGUGGACAUACAGGGGUGUGAAUAUUUUCUGAAGGCACUGUAUGUCAUUUACAUCAUGUAAAUAGUGUAGAUUUAGAUUUCUGUUCAAUAGUGUAUUAUUGAUAGCUAAAUUAUAAAUAUUAAUUUUAGAUUUACAUUUCUGUUAUAUUAUUGGUAGUUACAUUGUAUUUGUUUAUUUAGGUUUCACUGCAAUUCAGCUUUUAGCUGCCAAUGUUGUACAACAUGAAUAAACUAAACUAUGAUUAUUAUAAAUGCAUAGCAUAGCAGUUUAUAUAAUAUUAUGAACAGAGUGACUAAAUGUUCGAGAAACAUUUAUAGUAUGUGAAUAUGGAUCUAUAUAAGAACAUUGUAUUUUGUAAGUGGUAAUGGUUUUAUUUGUUGUAACCGACAGUCUAUAAAACUAUCCAAAAUGCCAAUCCAAAACAAGUCUGUCUGUAUAGACCUGUCUAAAGCAUAGUUUGGUGAACAAUGUGAUUUCCCCUGUUGCCUUGUUGAAAUUAUACAAUUAUUUCCUGCGCACUGAAUGGUGUAAGGGGUUCUAGGGGAACCUAACUGCAAUAAAUGAAAUGCAGGGCAGAAAAUGAAUUGUUUUUCAGACAUUGUGUCUAUAUGUGAGUUAUUUGAGCAGUCUUUUACAUAGCCCCCAUUAUCCUUUGAUUAAAAAAAAGGGCUUGUGUGCCUAUACAUAAACUUUUGCCUAUGGGGGUGUUCUCUAGCCAAAGGAGGUUCUUAUAGGCUGUGUUUUCUGCCUGUCUAAACGAAGCCAAUGUGUGUUCGAGCAGUAAGCCUUACUAAGACGACUAUAAAAAAUAAAGUUGUGAGUGAAGUCGGGGAAGGGGCAUCUGCGACAGCCGAAAGUCAGACACUGUAGUGGUUUUCUAACAUCAUGGCAAGGCUCAUGCUGGCUUCACAUGCCCAUGGGAAACUGGGAAGUCGUAAAUCCGACAUGAUUGGGCUAGUUUGAGUGGUAAGGACUGAAGCAAUGUUUUCCAACAGCAAGGCUCAUAACAUGGCAGUGUUGUCAUUGUUUGUAUGAAAAGAAUCUUUGUAAUAUCGAUAUAAACAUGCCUCCAACCCCCAUAUC